Penicillium egyptiacum is the source of this 1431-nucleotide messenger RNA. Lineage: Eukaryota; Fungi; Ascomycota; Eurotiomycetes; Eurotiales; Aspergillaceae. The record is from the annotation of a GenBank genome assembly.
AUGUUCGAACCUACUUCCUCGCUGAGCCUACAUCGCUUGAGUAGGCAUAGCCUCCAAGAUCGAUACGAGUCAGACGAGGAGGCUGUGUCUGAAUCUGAUACAGGCGCCCAAGAUCUACUUUCCUCGCCCGUGGGCUCGCAGACCGAAAUCUUUGAUUCAGAUCUCAGUGCCGACGAGAAUUCUCACACAGACCCUGAUUCUGACCGGGAUGAGGAUAUUCUGGCUCCUCCGACAGUCAAACGCGCCAGGCCCGUCUCUUCUGCUACCAUCAAGAGAAAUAGCAAUGCCACCUUUGACGAAGAUACCUACGUGUUUGAUCCUGAGGAGCAGAUGGUUCUCGAACUGCCACCGUCAGAUUCUUCGCCACAACUGGCAUCCAGCACCUUUUUACAGCCCUCGAUAUACGUCUGGCCAAAACCACCGCAGCCGGCCACCUCAAGGUCUCGCUCUACUUCACCCUCAUCGGUCUUUUCGGUAGAGGAGGCAGACAUCCAGGUUGCAAAGGAGGUGACCUUCAUGGAGCCCCGAACUCGUCCUACGGUGGUCUUGAUCAACGCUCUGGAGUCACGGUCAAAGGCCUCAAAAUCUCGUCCCAGCCAUUCCCACUCCCGGGAAAGUAGCCGCACCCGCUCUGUGCUUAUCAGGGCUGACAGUCGCCGACUUACACUGCCACGCUCGUCAGACUCAGCAACCAAAUCACCGCGAGUAUCUGAGAAAAGGGCCAGCAUUAAGCAGGUGCCCAAGACAGCUCCAACUCCAACCCCAGCCCAAGCUCUAGAAGAAGAUACACAGUUCGCACCCAGUGCAACCAUCAACCGAGUCUCCGAAAUCCCCCAAGUCCUCUAUUUCCCAGCGCCACCACGCACAGUCCCAACACAAGAGUACCGACGACCCCGAACCUCAGGCCCAGACAAAGCAAUGCCACCACCACUAAACCUGCGUACCCGCCGACCCCCCUCAAUACGCAGCACGAGCAGCAACAGCGUCUCCACCUACACCUCCCGCCCUUCAACACCCUUCUCAGCCGACGACGGCAAAACAAUGGACAGCGACGCGCCCUCCCAACUCACCAGAGUCUGCAGCCCGGCCUCAAUCUCAUCAUCACCGCCAUAUAUCUCCUCGAAGCGCAGCGGCUCAACAUACAGUGUAUCGAAUAUGAUCACAAGCCGCUCGCCACUUAUGAUGCGUCGCAUGACGAGAAAACACUCUGCCUCCAGCAUCACUUCGCUGAGUAGUCUGCGCUCCGAAAUCGGCGUUAAUGGUGCCUCUUCGCAGAUCUCGGUGGCUACGCAGCCUACCCCGCUUCCCAGUGCUGACUCCCAUGUUGUGCGCAAGUCCAGCCAGCGUCGCCAUACACGGCAUAAUAGCGUUCUGCCUGGGAGGGGCUUUAUGGGAUUGAAACUGGGGAAGAAGUCGCAUACUAAGGUUUAG